Messenger RNA from Sphaeramia orbicularis (orbiculate cardinalfish), 1999 nucleotides. Its product is annotated as transmembrane 6 superfamily member 2-like. The record is from RefSeq and is a predicted model, not a curated record. The transcript has 11 exons. Bases 378 to 1508 code for a protein of 376 amino acids. Gene Ontology annotation, cellular component: endoplasmic reticulum-Golgi intermediate compartment membrane; endoplasmic reticulum membrane. Gene Ontology annotation, biological process: lipid homeostasis; regulation of lipid metabolic process. Lineage: Eukaryota; Metazoa; Chordata; Actinopteri; Kurtiformes; Apogonidae.
UGUUGUGUAAUACUCAUGCUUAUUUUUCACAAUAUACAUAAACACACACGGUUUUAUCAGCCAUAUAUAUGAAAAGGAGCUAUAGGAAUCAUAGAAAAGCUGAAAAGUUGUUGAUGAGUAGUGGCUGAAAAAACAUAAUCUCUGUUCUGAACUUUACGUUCUUUCCAAGAUAUAAUCCUGAAUCUAAUCAAGAUUGGAGACUUCAGACACAAGAAUACUUAAUCUUACACCAGAGGACAGAUGGCUCCCUAAGGAACCUCAGGGGCCACGGAGAGGACACAGAGCGAAAGUAUGCGUCAUUUCACAGCCAACUGGGACUAAAUCUCUGAGGAUAUUCUAAAGAACACAUCCAAGAGGCCAAACAACACAUGUGAAGAAUGAGGCCACCGGCUGAAGUGUCCGUGUUUCUGCUGUCUCUAUUGGCUCCGUGUGUUUUAUACACCAUGAACAACAUCCCUGCACUUCAGGAACCGUUACCGAUCCUAGGAAUGGGAAUGGUUGUCCUGGGAUCAGUUCUCCUCCUCCUCCUCCUCACUGUGCGGCACAAGAAGAACCUGGACCCCUUAUUCUAUGUGUUUGCAGAGUUCUCCUUCACAUGCAUGGUGGGCCUCACCAAUGCGUUAGAGCAGGACGGCUUCAUCUCUGGCUUCAUGGCCUUCUACGUGAAGUCGGGUGAGCCUCACCUGAGCACCGCCUACGCUGUGAUGAUGUCAUACUGGGAAGGCAUCAUUCACUUCAUCCUCUUCCUCACCAUCAUCCAUCGCAUGUUCAAGGGGAAGUCCUAUCAUAGCUUGGGGCUGCUGUGGGUGGGAUCCUCCAUCGCACAUCAAAUAGUUCUGAUCCCAGGAGUGGUCAUAGGUAAAUUUGGGUCUAACAUCCGACCAGCUUUCUGGAGGAACGUGCCCUUCUUUCUGGUGCCUUUCUGGGCAGCGUCUGUACUCUUCAGCCGACCCAGAGAGAUGCCGAUCAUAACUGCAGAUAAGAUUGCAGCGGAGCAGAAGAAAGGCCUGUUGACUCGACCUGUCGACCUGCUUCUGUCACUUCUGUUACUGGGAGCAAUGGUUUUCUCUGUUUUCAGAGGCUUUGUGGUUCUGGAUUGUCCUUUAGAUGCCUGUUUCACCUACAUUUACCAGUAUGAGCCCUACCUCAAAGACCCGGUCAGCUUCCCCAGAGUUAUGAUGCUGAUGUAUUUAUUCUAUGCCCUGCCCCUGAUGACCGCCUUCAUCUAUGGACUGAAAACACCAGGCUGCAGCUGGAUGUUAGACUGGACAAUUUUCUUUGCAGGAGCCAUGGUUCAGGCCCAGUGGUGUCAUAUCGGAGCAUCUCUGCACUCCCGCACUCCCUUCACGUAUCGAGUCCCAACAGACAAAUGGUGGCCUGUUAUCACUCUCAAUGUGUUGCUCGCUGCUGUGCCGCCUCUGUUGGCCCUGCGCUGCUAUACCAACCCUGCUUAUUUUAUGAAACCUGUUCCCAAAGGACAGACCAGCAACGAGAAGAAGAAAAAGUAGACCACACACCAGGCAUGGACUAUCGAGGAAUACGUCACGCUAUGACAAGGCUAAUGUUUCCUGGGGAUUCUCUGUGGCACAGGAGCUGCAUUAAACACACAAUUUUUCAAAGUAAAACCCACAGGAAAUCUAAAAAAAAAAAAAAAAAAAAAAGUUGCUCUCUGACUCAACCAUUCAAAUCAUUCACCUUCCAUAGCACUCCCUGCAUGGACUAUUGGACCCUGAUAAGAAGGCUGCUGAUGGAGGUGAGGACUGGGAUCAGCUCACACAGUUUUCAGGUGACUCAUGCAGACACCCACUUUAGUACAUACCCAAACUAAGACUAUUGACCUGAAUCAUAGAGGUCAGUGGAACACUGCAAGGGAGUGACAGUCAUUAUAUUUUAUGUCUUUCUGUUGGAACUUUAAACCAAAAUCAACACCAGAACCAUCUCACAUCCAACUCAGUGAAAACUGUCCCAGCUUCCAUUAGUUAAAUUAAAAAACUGUGGA